CGUCCGCGCGGCGUUGUUUGACAGAAGACGACUUCGUGGUAGCGGCCACAAAAACUUCACAAAUUUGUAGAAAGAAAUAUUGUGUGGACAGAAAAUUAAAGUUUAUUUAUAUUAUUUUAAGUUAGAAACACGUAAAUCUGCAAAGACGUAAAAAUGGGCUUGGGCGAGCUGUUGCAGUUUGAUGAAAUGCUCCGCGAUUUUAACAGAAUGAACAAACGACAGUCACUAUACCAAAUAUUGAGCUUUGCGAUGAUUGUUUCAUCGGCUUUGAUGAUCUGGAAGGGUCUAAUGGUGGUAACUGGCAGCGAAUCGCCAAUUGUGGUGGUACUCAGUGGUAGUAUGGAGCCGGCUUUCCAUAGAGGAGAUUUGCUAUUCUUAACAAACUACAAGGAGGAACCAGUGCGUGUAGGAGAAAUUGUUGUGUUCAAAGUGGAAGGGAGAGAUAUACCUAUAGUACAUCGUGUCGUUAAGCUGCAUGAAAAGGAAGAUGGUUCAGUUAAAUUCCUAACUAAAGGUGAUAAUAAUAAUGUGGACGAUCGAGGUCUUUACGCUCCUGGACAACUGUGGUUGACGAAAAAAGAUAUUGUCGGUCGCGCCAGAGGGUUUCUUCCAUAUGUCGGAAUAAUAACUAUAUUUAUGAAUGAGUAUCCAAAAGUGAAGUGGGCAAUAUUAUCGAUUUUAGCUAUAUUUGUGCUUUUACAUCGCGAAUAAUAUCCAGCCACAAAUCACACAGUUAGAUAUAAGCAAAAAGGUAUCUACCAGGCCACGUACGUAGCAGAGGGCCAACAGUUAAAUUCGAAAACCGCAAACAGUCAUUGCCAUCGCAAUCAAAAUAUCAAUAACAACACCAAAAUUGGCAAUCGCAAGAGAAUUGUUAAAUUAAACAAGUGAAUAAAAAGCUGCAAACAUAAACAAAAGACCAUUGUGUGGUUGUUGCAAAAUAAUGAAGUGGUUAGCGAAAAUUCUUUUCACACAAGCAAAACAAAAUAAAAAAGAAUACAUGGAUUGUAAAAUUAUUUGGUUUGAGUACUUCCUCGGCUAUGCCAUUUCAUUUGUCGCGCAACGAAUUAUUCCAACAGUACAUCUCAUAUAAAUGGUUUGUGCAAACCUUCUGUAACAAACGUAAUAAUACAAAGAUAUAAAAAAGCAUUUUUAAAUUAUUAUCUAAGCACAUUAAAUAAAAUUUACGAAGAAUUUAAUAACGCCAACUUUUUUUUUGCUUAAAAAGCAGGCACGCUCAUUGGGCAAAAUUAUAGCAUAUUUGCCAAAAGAAGUUGUGGUCAUGUAAUUUUUGGUUCAAUUUAGUUGUUGUUUUAUGCUGUGCAUUUAAAAAAUAAGUGAAUGCAUUUAGUUUGUAUGCAUUUGUUAAAGACUUUGGUUUCGCGCUUUGCUUUUGUUUAAUUGAUACGCAAUAUAAAUAUGUAAGUUCAAUUAGCACAUAAAUAAAAUUGGCAUAGACUUCA
Messenger RNA from Bactrocera neohumeralis, 1463 nucleotides. RefSeq names its product signal peptidase complex catalytic subunit SEC11A (gene twr). The transcript is spliced from 4 exons. Lineage: Eukaryota; Metazoa; Arthropoda; Insecta; Diptera; Tephritidae. The record is from RefSeq and is a predicted model, not a curated record. Bases 154 to 711 code for a protein of 185 amino acids. Gene Ontology annotation, cellular component: signal peptidase complex; membrane. Gene Ontology annotation, molecular function: serine-type endopeptidase activity.